AUGACUUUGCAUUUUCUCCGAAAAUCGCAGCAGUCUCGGCACCCGGGAUCCACCACCUGGACGUACCUGCAAGGCGACCCAAUGCCGGCAAGCCCCGGGACCGCGGGCGGUACAGUAAAGACGGGAGAAAGGGAAAAGAAAAGAAAAACCCCACCACCCUUGAACCACUUCAACCAGGUACGAUCGGGCAAAACUGUACUCCUCGCUGAUGGCCGGAUUUACCCCGCACCCACCCGUGUCACGUCAUCUAACAGCCCGGCCGGCGCUGUACCGGCGGCCGACCUUGUCCCCAGGCUUGGCCGCAGGCUUGAGGCUGUAUGA
Molecule: messenger RNA, 321 nt
Organism: Colletotrichum paranaense
Lineage: Eukaryota; Fungi; Ascomycota; Sordariomycetes; Glomerellales; Glomerellaceae
Exons: 2
Coding region: 1-321 (106 amino acids)
Source: RefSeq, a predicted model, not a curated record